Molecule: messenger RNA, 3173 nt
Organism: Styela clava
Lineage: Eukaryota; Metazoa; Chordata; Ascidiacea; Stolidobranchia; Styelidae
Product: pleckstrin homology domain-containing family A member 2-like
Source: RefSeq, a predicted model, not a curated record
UCCAGGCUUUUAUAUACCGCAAUCUGUAGUAUAAUUAUGUGAUCGUUCCAUUAUUUAUUACCUUGGCCAUUAUACUGGUCUGUUUGCGGUUCAAUAUGAUCAAGCUUGACAAGGAAAACCGAAAUUGUGGAUUUAUAGAAUUUGAAGAGAAAGAAAAAAGUGGGAAAUUUAUCCAGCAAUAUUUAAGACUUGAUAAAUCGAAAGGAAUAUUGGAAUGGUUUGCUGACGAUCCUCUGAAACUAUCAAAAGAUGCAUCUGCUCAAGGCAGCAUUGAUAUUAACUUUAUCACACAAGUUGAUACUGCUGUCAAAGUUAAAUCAAAAGCCAAACACUGUUUUGCUGUAAAUACGCCAAUGAGAAAAUAUUAUUUUCGAGCUAAUGAUGAUGACAACAUGAAAUUAUGGGUUGAAAUUCUGAACAAUGCUAGUAAAAUUGUGGUUUCUGACGAAGAGACAGAUGAAGCUUACCAAAGUUUAAAUGGUGAUAAUUCUGUUAAUUUUCACGAAGAAUAUAGUUAUAAAACUGAAAUUGUUGCUGGUGUUGUGAUUCAGAAGAUAGUUUAUGAUGAUGGUAACACUUCGUCAGCAAUUAAGACUAAUAGCUCAAGAUCUCACAGCCUGGCAUCGACUGGUUCAAAUGAAGCUGACUUGAAAUCUAUUAGAUCGGCAUCAGUGGUUAUAAAAGAAGGAUGGGCUGUGAAACAAGGCCAUGUGAGGAAGAACUGGAAAAGAAGAUUUUUCAUAUUAACAACAAAAGGAUUUACAUAUCACAAAACAGACCAUGACAGGGAUCCAAUUCGUACGAUUCCACUGUCUGAUAUUCUCGCUGCCAAAGUAGACUCAAACAUUCCUUCUUCAUUUAAUAAGGAUAAUUUAUUCAUGGUUGUGACUACAGAAAGAAUUUACUACAUACAGGCUGAUAAUCAACAAGAAAUGGAAUCAUGGGUUAAAGCUUUCAACGAUAUUGUUCAUACAACAAAAUCUUUGAAGCAUCGGACAAAGGGAAGUGAACCUGGAGAUAGCCAUGUUGAUGUAGAACAACAUGCUUUUAACAGUAAUAUCAAUGUUGCAAGAAGACGCAAAGUGGAAUCUACUUUGUCUGUUGCUUCUCCAGCUCACCGUAAUUCUACUCAAGUGUUCGUGCCAAGGUAUGGCCUUCCUCAUAGUGCUUCCCCAUCCCCUGUAGCUUAUUACAGAUUGUCAGCUGCAAAUGACGGACACUACAAAACAAUGACCCCAAACAAAUCACAAGCAAGUAGAAAGCAAAAUAAGAUGUCACAUGAUUUUCGACGUACUGCAAGUAGCUCAGAAGAAAGUGGAAAUAUGAGUAGUAGUGUGGAUUCACUCAACGCAGCUUUUGUUGAUAGUGUUCAAGUUGCCACACCCCCUAAACCGAAGAAAAAUAAGAAGUACAUGAGGUCAAUUUCAGGGUCAGAUAUGUCAUCACCGCUUGUUAAAUACGAGUGGCUUCCACCUGGCAAAAGCAAUCCAAAUGAUAGACGUUCCUAUCCAUUGUCGACAACAAUGGCAUGCAACGAACCCAAGCCUAUUUUGAAACCAUCUUCCGCCUCAUUUUCUUCCCCGGAAAAAAGAAAUAGAGAUUCAAAAGUUCUUGUCUCAACGCAAUCUUUUUCAAGUACAAGUGUCAGAUCGUCGAGAUCAUUUCAACUUGACCCAAAAGUAGAUCUACGUGCUGCUGUUAAGCCAAGUAACGUUAAGAAAAAACGAAACACUGGUAUAUUCUUUUCACUAAAUAACGUUCUCAACAAGAAGGCAGAAAAAAUGAAUAAAUCUGAUGCCAAGAAAAGGCGAUGAUGUUUUAAUACCAAACAAUAAUUAUAAAAAAAGGUGUAAAUUAACUUAAAAAAAUGUGUAAUUUGAUGUUGCAGAACUAUGGAGGUUUGUAUAACUUUUUUCAUUAAAAAUAGUGCAUUUUGGCAGUCAAAAACUGGUUUUGGAUUAACACAGCAGGAUAAGCAUUGGUAAUGGACGGUCAAUACAUUACGAAUUCUUAAGCAAUUUCAAUUUUGCUAUUUGCUAGAAUUAGUCUUUUUUUAUCCAAGCAAGAUUUUUAGAUCUUUGCAUAUUUAUUUAUUUCUUUGCAUUUAGUGAGGUUUGAAAACAAGCCAUUUGUUUUCUUUAUGCGUUUUUUCAGUAGUGCUGUUCUACUAAUUCCAACUUGAUUUUUUUUGUUUAAAUUGGUUGAAUCAUAUUUUCAUAUUUCAAGUCAUAUUUUCUGUUAAAAUAUGAUGUCUUUUGUACAUAAUUCACCAAGUAACGUACUAUUUAUUUAUUAUUUGAGAUUAUGGGUUUGCUAUUUUACAGAGUUUAUGAGUUGCAAUGCACUCACAUUCUUCGAAUACUAAUCAUUUAUUAUAUUAUUGUUUGCAAUGUUUUUGUAAUUUGAAAAGCUGUAUAUAUGUUUAUUAUAUUUGGAUCAAGCAGCCAACUUUAUAACCAUUGUCAUAUGAUCUAAACUCUAAUUUUUAUUAUAAAUUGGGAGUAGUUAUUCAGUUAUAUUAUUACUUUUGAACAUUUUGUAACACCUUUUCCUUGUUUGCUGAAUUCUUACUUCUCUCCAGUGAAAUUAUUGCUAAUGAAUGAUGCGUAACUGAACACCUGCCUUGGUAAUGUGUCCCAUCAGCACUAUAUAAACUACAUGACUGAUUUUACUUAUUGCAGUAUAGUUACUGCUAAGUACCGGUAGUUGGAUUAUUUUCUACAAAAUAUUUUCCUUCACAGACUGAUAGAAAAGUGAUGAAAUACGAUGAGAUAUACAAUUUUAUGCCAAUCAAUGACUUGAAGAAUUACAUCCAAUAUUUAUUUCAUGAGAUUGUUUUCUGAAAAGCCAAUGAUGUCAUAAAUAUAUAGAAUUUGCUCAGUGGUUUAAGUGUUAGGCUAAACUGAUGAUGGCAUCUCAGUCUCUGGUUAGAAUCUUGGGUUCAACAUCCCAUGCUCAUCACCCACGGUGUCAAUAAUUGAUUAGGCAAUAUCGAACUGAAAAGAUUCCAGUAUUCUUAAACUAUAGUGGCUCCUUACUAGGACUUGGCAUUUCGAAAUGAAUAGUUAAAUCGAAUCGCCACCAUCUUGUUUUUUUUCCUUUCAUCCAAUCCUCAAUUUUUUGUUAUUCGAACCGUAUUUUUUCAAUGCAUUUUGACUAUUUUCUGUAGUGAG